AUGACGACAUGUGCUAUCACUGGGACAGAGUCAGACUCCUGGUGGAGAAUUGACCUGCUGCGUGUCUGCAACAUUUCUUAUAUCACUAUCUACAACACAGAUGCGAAGCACAGUGACAUAAGCGGUGCUCAGAUCCACAUUGGAAGCUCGCGUGAAAACAACAGCAUCACUAACAGCAUCUUCCACAAAUCCAAAGAAAACAUCACAAACUUUAAACAAAACGAGUGGAAUAACUUCACAUGUAAUACAACCAUGUUGGGGCGCUACAUCACUGUCUUCUAUCCAGGAAAUAAACCGUUAAUUCUGUGUGAAGUGAUGAUCUACG
Messenger RNA from Micropterus dolomieu (smallmouth bass), 325 nucleotides. Its product is annotated as fucolectin-1-like. The annotation marks the transcript as partial. Lineage: Eukaryota; Metazoa; Chordata; Actinopteri; Centrarchiformes; Centrarchidae. The transcript is spliced from 3 exons. The record is from RefSeq and is a predicted model, not a curated record.